This is a messenger RNA of Orbicella faveolata, 927 nucleotides long. Its product is annotated as 60S ribosome subunit biogenesis protein NIP7 homolog. Gene Ontology annotation, biological process: ribosome assembly. NCBI's taxonomy places the organism in Eukaryota, Metazoa, Cnidaria, Anthozoa, Scleractinia, Merulinidae. Gene Ontology annotation, cellular component: nucleus. The record is from RefSeq and is a predicted model, not a curated record. Gene Ontology annotation, molecular function: RNA binding.
UGCCGCUGACUAAUCAAUUUUCGAAACGAAAAUUAAAACCUUCACUAACCACGUGAAAAUCUAUUGCAAACUAUAAACAAUUCAAACAUGAGGCCCUUGACGGAAGAAGAAACCCAAAGCGUGUUUGAAAAACUAGCAAAAUAUAUUGGAGAUAACAUCAAGCUUUUGAUAGACAGACCAGAUGGAAAUUACUGUUUUAGACUACACGAUGAACGAGUUUACUAUGUGAGUGAAGAGAUCAUGAGGAAGGCGACCAAUAUUGCCAGAGAGAACCUUGUAAGUCUUGGAACAUGUAUUGGCAAGUUUACAAAGACAAGGCGAUUCAGGCUUCACAUUACAGCCCUUGAUUUCAUGGCACCUUAUGCCAAGUAUAAAAUCUGGGUGAAACCAGCAGGAGAACAGUCUUUUUUGUAUGGAAAUCACAUUUUGAAGUCUGGCCUUGGGAGAAUAACAGAAAACACUCCUCAAUACCAAGGUGUUAUUGUUUACUCCAUGAAUGAUCUUCCACUGGGUUUUGGUGCAACGGCCCGCUCAACGCAGGACUGUCGCCGAGCUAAUCCCACUGAUAUCGUCUGCUUCCAUCAAGCUGAUGUUGGAGAAUACUUGAGAUCUGAAGACACUUUAACUUAGCAAAAUAUUGAAAACAAUAAAGGGACUGUUAUAUGUUAGUUUGGUUUCAUUCUAGUUGUGAAGGAACGAAGAAGUAAAAGACUUGUUUGGGCUAAAUGCAGAAAAGAAGAUGAAUUUUGAGAUAUCGUGAGGUCCAUAAUAGGGAAAUGCUGAGUUACUUAUCUUUAACUUUUUCAAUUUUUUUUUUUUUUUUUUUUUCGUCGAGGGCUAUAAUCUUGCAAGGUCUGUAAUCAAAUGCGAAACCACUAUUCCCCAGAUGGAGCAAAAAAGUAACAAUUCAAUAAAAUCUUUUAAGAA